UUAACCAACGGGCGCUCGGCGAGCGUUACUGCCGCUCCCGCAGCCCGGGCGGGGCCGCGCUGGCCUGAGCGGGGCGCGGGCUGGCUGCGGUGAGCGAGCCCGACAGCCCCCGGCUCUCCGCGGCGCCCGGCUGGAGCGUGGGCGGUGCCCUCCGCCCCGGUGUUGGGCCCCAGCCGCCGCCGCCGCCGCCCGCGCGAGCAGCAGCCGCCUGAGCCGCCCUCGCGUCUUUCCCGCCUCUUUGCCCGCGUGGGGCCGGGCCAUGGCGGCGGCGGGGCCGCUGUGCGCGGGCUUUUCCGUGGCGCUGCUGCUGGGCUCCCUGCUGCCUACCGCGGGCGGUGGUGGGGCCGCAGGGCUUCCCCGCUACCAGGUGACGGUGCCCCGGCGGCUGGCGCCUCCUGCGGGCCGGGAGGCCGAGGGGCAGGUGUCCUACCAGCUGCAGGUGGGUGGGAGGCUGCUGGUUGCUCACCUGCAGCAGAAGGGCCUGUUCCUGGCCGGCCACCUCCCUGUGUUCACCUACGAGCGGGGUGAGCUGGUGAUGAGCCAGCCCUUCCUCCCAAGCCACUGCUACUACGAGGGCUACGUGGAGGGCGUCCCAGAGUCACUGGUGGUGCUGAGCACCUGCUCUGGGGGGCUGCGGGGACUGCUGUGCAUCGAGGGGACGAGCUACGGGAUCGAGCCCAUCAAGGCCUCCGCCACCUGCCAGCACCUCCUCUAUCAGCUGGGGGACGUGGAGGGCACGCCUGCCUCAUGUGGGGUGACCACUGAGGCGCUGCAACACCAAGGAACCAAGCGCCAGGACGUGGGGCCUGCUGUGGCAGCCAGACAUCAAAGAUGGACACAUGCCACGUAUAUUGAGUUCUGUGUGGUGGUGGAGAAAGAGCAGUUCAUCCUUUAUAGAGGGAAUGAAAGCCUCCUGACCAACCAGGUCCUCGAAGUGAUCAAUAUGGUGGACUCCUUUUAUCGUGCUCUGGGAGCUCAUGUCAUCCUGGUUGGACUAGAGAUCUGGACCGAAAACAACCUCAUCACAUUACCCGAUACUAUAGACAAUGCUCUUACUGAAUUUAACCGUUGGAGGAAUGAUGUGCUCUAUCGUCGCCUGCAGCAUGAUGCUGGACAGCUAUUUAUGGCUAAAAUAUACAGAGGGCGUGCUGGGAGAGCAUAUGUAGGAGGCAUCUGCCUUGUGACAGAUGCAGCAUCCAUUGUCACGUGGCGUUUUGCUUCUGUGCCUUUUUUUUCAGUCACUGUUGCACAUGAAUUGGGUCAUAAUCUUGGCAUGUAUCAUGACUAUGAUAAAUGUCAUUGUAACAGAACUGUUGGCUGCAUCAUGGCUGCUGUGCACGUAACUACCAAUCAGUUCAGUGACUGCAGUCGUGAAGUAUAUUUUAAUCUCCUCCGUGAUGGCGCUGGAUUCUGCCUAUAUAACAUCCCAGCGCCCAGCAAAAUAUUUAGGAGGAAGCACUGUGGUAACAAGGUGGUGGAAGGGGAAGAAGAAUGUGACUGUGGCUCAGAACUGGAAUGCAAAAAAGACUUGUGCUGUCAGUCCACGUGCAAACUGAAACCAGGUAUGGUUUGUGCUUUUGGAAAGUGCUGUAAAAAAUGUCAAAUUCUUGCUAAAGGAAAACUAUGCAGAGCAGCUGUUGAUGAGUGUGACCUUCCUGAGUAUUGCAAUGGGACUUCAAAGUGGUGCCAAGAUGAUGUGUAUGUACAAGAUGGAACUCCAUGCAGUGACAUGGGCUACUGUUAUCGGGGAAGCUGCCAUAACCACAAUAAACAGUGUGCAGAUAUCUUUGGAAGAGAGGCACAAAAAGCUCCUCUAAGUUGCUUCAGUAACCUGAACACUCGAGGUGACCGGUUUGGCAAUUGUGGUGGUGGUGAAACUGGAGCAAAUUACAAAAAAUGUAAAAUCAGUGAUGUCUUGUGUGGAAGGAUUCAGUGUAAAAAUGUAAAAAAAAUACCUCCUUUGAAGGAACAUAGUACUGUUGUACAAACGCCCAUGGGUCAUAUCUGGUGUUGGGGUACAGACCAUCAUGCUGGGACUGAUGUAAUUGAUACUGGGGCAGUGAAAGAUGGCACAUUUUGUGGUAAUGGGAAAAUUUGCCUUGGUAGGACAUGUGCAAGUGUGUCGCAUCUAAAUUUCGAUUGCGAUGCUAAGAAAAAAUGCAACAGUAGGGGAGUAUGCACCAAUACUAAAAAUUGCCACUGUAACUAUGGGUGGGCCCCUCCAGACUGUAAAUUCCGAGGAUAUGGAGGAAGCAUUGACAGUGGACCUGUUCCAGUGUCUAAGCCUGUGUUGUAGAAUGUACUGGGGCCUAAAAGAGAAAACAGGAUUCCUUUAAGAAGGGGGAAUAGAGCUGCUGAAAACCAGCUAAUGAAGAAAGAAGAGCACCCCUAUGAAAAUACCUCCAUGCCAAUUAUCAGCAACCAAGCCUGCCUUCUUCCAUCCUGAUCCCACUCUAUGACAUGUGCACCAAAACUAGCAGCAUGCCCUUCCUCUAUGCUGGUGACGUGUAACUUCCAGUUGUUGUGAAUGAUUUUAAAUUACAAUAUUUUCAAUAAAUAAUUUAAAUCAGCUUUUUCUUGUACUCACAUUGGUGCAUAGACAUAUUAAAAUCAGAUUUUAAAUGACAAAUUACUCAAA
Messenger RNA from Mauremys reevesii (Reeves's turtle), 2638 nucleotides. RefSeq names its product disintegrin and metalloproteinase domain-containing protein 20-like. The transcript is spliced from 2 exons. NCBI's taxonomy places the organism in Eukaryota, Metazoa, Chordata, Testudines, Geoemydidae. Gene Ontology annotation, biological process: proteolysis; male gonad development. The record is from RefSeq and is a predicted model, not a curated record. The coding region runs from base 260 to 2296 and encodes 678 amino acids. Gene Ontology annotation, cellular component: sperm head plasma membrane; external side of plasma membrane; plasma membrane. Gene Ontology annotation, molecular function: metalloendopeptidase activity.